Messenger RNA from Betta splendens (Siamese fighting fish), 3760 nucleotides. RefSeq names its product immunoglobulin superfamily containing leucine-rich repeat 2 (gene islr2). The transcript has 2 exons. The record is from RefSeq and is a predicted model, not a curated record. Gene Ontology annotation, molecular function: protein binding. Lineage: Eukaryota; Metazoa; Chordata; Actinopteri; Anabantiformes; Osphronemidae. The coding region runs from base 524 to 2644 and encodes 706 amino acids.
UCUUAGAAACUGUGUCUGUAGAUGCAACUAAACGUAACAUCCAUCAGCGUAUUUUGGAAACUCUGACUCCUUUAGGAAAAACAAUAGGACACAGUCAGACCGAAUGAGGUCAAAGAUUAUCAUUGGGUCGAGGUAAUAAAUUAUACAUGGCACGUUAAAUUAUGAAUUUUCUUUGAGGGUGGGGGACCCGGAGCUUCUGUAUCUUUAAUAGUGAGGAGAGAGAUGGGAGAGGCUGCGCGUUCACGGUUUCUUUUCUCGCAGCGCGGCGUCGGGGGCGCGCAGCGGAUACCGCACUCGCUGGACAGGGAAAAAAGCGGCGUUGGACCGUAACAGCGACUCACCGGGAAAAUGAUCCCACCACCGCCCUUCAUCACCGCCGUCCUGCUCCGCAAAAGUCACGAGGAAGGAUCCGCAUCCAUAGAGGGGUCCAGUUUUUUCGCGCAUUAAACUUGUUUCAGAGGAACCAAAACUCCGUGAAUAAUAAGACAGAGGAAUUGAAGUUAACGGUGGACAGGUGCCCAAAAUGGCGAGACGGCUCCUGCAGCUCCUUGCCUUGUUGACCACCGUGACGGGCAACGUGCGGUGCUGCCCCGAGCUGUGCAGCUGCCAGGACAAGCUCACCCACCAGUUCGCGGACUGCGCUUACAAAGACCUGCUGGUGGUCCCCGUGGGGCUCCCCUCCAACGUUACCACCGUCAGCCUUUCCGCCAAUAAGAUCAAAUAUCUGAAGAGCAAGAGCUUCGUCAAUGUCACUCAGGUCAGCUCCCUGUGGUUGGCCCACAACGAGAUCGUUACCAUAGAGACGGGCACCCUGGCCCCCCUCAUCCAGCUCCGCAACCUGGACGUUAGCUACAACAAAAUAGUCAACUUUCCCUGGGUGGAUUUCCACAACCUCACCGCCCUGCAGCUGCUGAAAAUGAACAACAAUGAGAUGGUGAACCUUCCGAAGGACGCCUUCUCCACACUCAAAGACCUCAGAUCCCUGCGCAUUAACAACAACCGCUUCACCACCAUUGUCCAGGGCACCUUCGACGCACUCGCUUCCUUGUCUCACCUGCAGAUCUUCAACAACCCCUUCACGUGCUCCUGCAGCCUGCAGUGGAUGAGAACCUGGAUCUCAACCACUAAGAUCACUGUGCCGGACCAGGUCUCAAUUGUGUGUGAGGCCCCCGAGCAUCUGAAAGGCACCCAGGUGACGCAGAUGCCUAAACUGGACUGCAAGGCCCCCACGCUCACCAUAACCUCCGAGCCCAACGUUGACAACGUGGAGCUCAGCGACGGCGCCACGGUCGUCUUGACCUGUGAGACGAGCGGGAGCCCGAAGCCGCAGGUCAGCUGGGAGGUGAUCGCAGGCAACCAGAAUCACCUGUUCGUUCUGCCCUCCACCGGAGAGACCAGCGACGCGCCCAUCAACGACAAAACCACCAGCAACCGGUUCCUGGUGUUUCGAAACGGCUCCAUCGUCAUCCCUCGUCUGAGCAAGAAGGAGGACGGGAACUACAGCUGCUCGGCGGUGAACGACCUGGGCAGAGCGGAGGGCGCCGUCCGCCUGGUUCUGACCGGCUCCAAGAAGACCCCCGGCAGCUCCGGGUCCGACUCCGCUCCGGACGCGGGCCGCUCGCCCGCCAAGAAGCCGGCGGACGCCAAACCGUCCAAAAACAACGUCAUCAACUGGUCCAAACCCGAGGACAAAACCAAGAAGAGCCCCGAAAUGUCACCGGACAAAAACGCCGACGGCGUCGCCAAGAACCCCUCGUUCGCCAGCAAGUGCGGCACGCGGGACGGCAGCGAGUACAUCUCCAACCGCGCCUUCAACAUGAGCCUGGACGACCUGAAGCAGUACACCUUCGACUUCGGCGUCAUCGCGCUGGAAGUGUCGGAGACGGAGGCCAAGGUGCAGCUGAACCCGCUGCAGCUCCCCAGCAGCAAAGGCAGCCUCCACGUGAGCCACAGCGAGGCCCAGGAGACGGUGGACAAAGAGCCCGUGGGCCUGUUCCAGUCCGCGGGCAGCAAAACCACGCUGGACAGGCUCUACCUCUGCGUGGACACCGGCAACGGACACUCGGUGGUCCAGUGGUCCAACAUAGAGGAGGGCGUGAACUCCUACCGCUUCCACGGUUUAAAGCCCGGCACCAACUACACACUGUGCCUCACCUAUGGGGGGCAGGACUGCCAGGUCCAGGUGGUCUUCACCACCAGGAAAAAGAUCCCCUCGCUGCUCAUCAUCGUGAUCGUCAGCAUCUUCCUACUGGGCCUGGCCACGGUUCCCCUACUGGGGGCCACCUGCUGCCAUCUGCUGUACAAGUACCAAGGCAAGACCUACAAGCUGAUCAUGAAGGCGCAGAAUCCGGAUCAGCUGGAGAAGCAAAUGACCGGAGACUUUGACCCGCGCGCGUCGUUCGCCGGGUCCGAGAAGACCUUCGACCCCAGCGAGCUGGGCGACGGGGAGGCGGAGGCGGAGGGGGAGGCGGAGGGGGAGGCCGAGGGGAGCGUGGUGACCGAGUCCAUCCCCGGGUCCUCGUCCAAGACCAACCAGGAGGAGUUUGAAGUGGGCUCGGAGUACAGUGACAGGCUCCCGCUGGGAGCGGAGGCAGUCAACAUCUCGGAGGAGAUCAACGGCAAUUACAAGCAGCCGAGCCGCUGAGCCCCGCGCGCCCGCGGCUGCAUUGUAACAUAUUUUCCUUUAGUAGCCUACAUUGAAGCAGGUAACUCGCUCACCAUUUCUACACGUGAAAAAAAAGGUGGAUCUUUGAUUUAGAUUUUUUUUUUACCUCAGAAAUCACCCCGCCAGUCACUGAGAUUGUGAAUUAAUUCGUGUGACAUUUUGUAGUCUGCUGUACGGUUAAAACGAGCGAUGCAAGCACAGUUUUAUACAGUUUACCGGACCUCAGCGGCGACGACAACGCCGCAAACGUUCCCUUUCCGCCGGACAGACGCACCCGCGCGAGGGCGCAGGCUGUGUACGCGUCAAGUCAGACACCAUGAAACGCAAAAAAAACCGAGUUAAAAAAUUACCGCAAAAACAACAACAAUAAACAAAAAGUGCCAUAUUUUAUAAAAACGUUUUAAAAACCGGUGUCAGGGAACGUCUGCACGAGAAAAAGAAACAUCACACGGGGCGAAUUGUUAUUUUCUCAGGUGCACACACUUGACACGUCCGCAUUUGGGUGGUUGUAUUUGAGGAAACGAGGCGAGAAUUGAGACGCAGAUUUGCGGCGCGCCUGCCCGGCAGCGCGCGCGCGCGCGCUCCGGCGCCCUGUGCGCUGCGCUGCGCUGCGAGUCCAGGAAGGAAAUGUCACCUUCAGUUGUGCUGUGCUUGACGGGACCCGUCCGGUUAUUUACCAACAAAAUGUUGUUUCACGUUGUGUAAGGCUUUAAAAGUGUGCGACGUUAACCUCUUAAUCAACGGGUGCUUGCUGUGUACUUCGCUUUUUACCAAGGAACUGUCCGUGGCAUGUCACACGUAUUUCCUUGUGUGGGUUUAGUGUAGUCUCUAGGACUGUAGAUGUUACUGUCAGCCUGUGAUGUGAAGCCGUGUGAACUGAAAUUAUCCUUUGUUUCUUUUUUACGACGGUCAGUUUUAAUCGGAGCCUCGACGCUAAAGGCGCGCGCGAGCGUCUGGCGGCUUCACUGUCCUGUAAUUUGAUGCAUAGUGAGUUUUUGUGAACUUUGUUGUAAAACGAAACGAGAAACCCAGUGGCCGUUAAGGAUUUUUUGAUAUCAUUUUAUGUAAGUGUAAUUAAUAAAACAUGUGAAACUA